Fusarium vanettenii 77-13-4 is the source of this 1296-nucleotide messenger RNA. RefSeq lists its product as uncharacterized. The transcript has a single exon. Gene Ontology annotation, biological process: regulation of translational fidelity. Gene Ontology annotation, cellular component: cytoplasm. Gene Ontology annotation, molecular function: double-stranded RNA binding; nucleotidyltransferase activity; tRNA binding. NCBI's taxonomy places the organism in Eukaryota, Fungi, Ascomycota, Sordariomycetes, Hypocreales, Nectriaceae. The record is from RefSeq and is a predicted model, not a curated record. Bases 1 to 1296 code for a protein of 431 amino acids.
AUGGAGACGCGCAUAGUCAAGGUCUCCAGCAAGGGGAGUCUGGGUCGCUUCCGGCCAGGCGAGGGACUUGCAAGGUUGGAUCACUGGGAGGUUCAGUGCGAGGAUAAGAGUGCCCUCAAAGCCCUGGAGAAGGCAGCCCACGAGUUGAGGACCACGCCCACGCCUGUUGCAUUUCCUACUGAGACUGUCUAUGGUCUUGGAGCGGAUGCUACUCGGAGUCCUUCGGUCAAGGGGAUUUACUCUGCCAAGGGGCGACCGUCGGAUAACCCUCUCAUCUCACACGUUUGCGACUUGGAAAUGCUGCGCGAGUAUAUCGGCCAGAUUGAGGGAGGUCAAGAUCCUAUACCAAGUCGAUACAGGGCCUUGAUAGAGCGUUUCUGGCCAGGACCUUUGACCAUCCUGCUACCGAAUCCUCAACCUACAAAGCUGGCACCAGAGGUUACGGCAGGCCUCAAGACCUUUGGUGUACGCAUGCCCUCCUCACCCCUCGCCCUCUCCCUCAUCAAGCUCGCCGGUGUCCCCCUUGCAGCACCGUCAGCCAACGCCUCCACCAAACCCUCCCCAACCACGGCGCAGCAUGUCAUGGACGAUCUAAGGGGGAGAAUCGAACUCAUUCUAGACGGAGGGCAGUGCGCUGUUGGUGUGGAGAGUACCGUGGUGGAUGGACUAUGUGAUCCUCCCGUUGUCCUCCGCCCAGGUGGUAUUGGUCUGGAUGAGCUGAGAAGCUGCCCUGGCUGGGAGGGUGCAGUGAUAGCAUACAAGGACCAGAGCGAAGAGGGCAAGGCUGCACCACGAGCUCCAGGGAUGAAGUAUAAGCAUUACAGCCCCAAGGCCAGAGUGGUGCUCUACGAAUCGAGUUGCGCCAAGGGUGCGACGGGAGUGGCCUCGUCUGAGCUGGCGACUGCGACGAAUGGAGCCGUCAAUGGCCAUGCCACCAACGGCGAGAAAAAGAUGAGGAAAAUUGGAGUUAUUCGUACUCAACGGUGGAAGCAAGGAGCUGGGUUGAGAUGCGCCAGCCUUCAACGACAGAAAACAGUCGACCAAGACCAAGACUCGCCAUUUGAUGUGGUUGAGGGCGAUCUAUUGGACGAGAAUGAAAAGCCUAUUGGCAAGAUUCUGGAUAUUGAUCUUGGAAGGGAUACUGAGGGGAUCGCUCGGGGCCUCUUCUCGGCUCUCAGGGAGUUUGAUCGACAAGGCGCAGACACCAUCUUCGUCGAGGGCAUAGAGGAUAGAAUCGACAUUGCUGCGGCGGUCAUGAACCGCCUCCGCAAGGCAGCGUCAGAGAUUAGAGCAUGA